Messenger RNA from Papaver somniferum (opium poppy), 968 nucleotides. RefSeq names its product probable glutathione S-transferase. Gene Ontology annotation, biological process: glutathione metabolic process. Bases 161 to 568 code for a protein of 135 amino acids. Gene Ontology annotation, molecular function: glutathione transferase activity. Lineage: Eukaryota; Viridiplantae; Streptophyta; Magnoliopsida; Ranunculales; Papaveraceae. Gene Ontology annotation, cellular component: cytoplasm. The record is from RefSeq and is a predicted model, not a curated record. The transcript has 2 exons.
AUUGCACGAGGUAAAUUAAUGCUUCCAAGUCCGAGUGUUUACAAAAUGAAACGCUUAUAAAUAUAGGGAGGCUGCAUCAUUAUCUGAGCAGCAACAACAUGGGAGAAGAAUCAGUGAAGUUAAUUGGAUCUUGGUUUAGUCCUUUCAGUUUCAGGGUUAAAUGUGGUUUAGCUUUAAAGGUAUCGAAUAUGAUUUCUUACUGGAAGAUUUAAUGAAGAAGAGUAGACCAUUGUUGGAGGAGUACAACCCGGUUUACAAUAAGCAGAACCAUAAGAUACCAGUUUUUGUUCAUCGUGGAAAGUCUAUGAUAGAGUCCAUGAUUAUCCUUGAGUACAUCGAAGAAACAUGGCCGGACCGCUAUCCGUUACUAGCGAAAGACGUAUACGAGAAAUCUAUUGCUAGGUUCUGGAUUAAAUUCAUUGAAGAUAAGACUGCCACCUUUUUUAAGUUUUUCCUAACGUCAGGGGAAGAGUGGGAGAAGGCACAAGGAGAAAUAUUAGAGAUAUUGAAAACCAUUGAAACACAAAGUGCAAUUAAAAAUGAUAAAUGUAAGUUUUUUUGGUGGUGAUAAGAUUAAUGCCGUUGACUUGGCAUUUGCAGCUUUAGCUUACUGGCAAGUAGGUAUGGAAAAAGUAGCAGGAGUUGCGCUUCUUGAAGCACAUACAUUUCCUAAAGUUCAUGCCUGGACUGAAGCGUUCAGAACAGAUCCAGUGAUACAGAAAAAUCUCCCUAACUUUGAGGAAUUGUUGGUCUUUUUCGAAAAUGCGAAGAAGUAUGGGUACCUGCAGACACCACCUAAAUAAGUUAUCAUUCUCAAAUUUCAAUUGAUUUGGUAACCCUGUGAAUUUGCUUACUCCUUUAGCAAUCUUGAAACUGUAUCUGUUACUGUUAGGCUUCUCGCCCUCUUUUUUGUAUUCUGUGAUGCGCUUUAAUAUUUGAAUAAUAGUAGUGUAACCUUUGCAGCUAAA